Molecule: messenger RNA, 985 nt
Organism: Arabidopsis arenosa
Lineage: Eukaryota; Viridiplantae; Streptophyta; Magnoliopsida; Brassicales; Brassicaceae
Source: the annotation of a GenBank genome assembly
AUCUCUCAAAACACAAAAUAUUCACUAGAGAAGAACAAGAAUGGAGAAUCCAAAUUUCGAUACACUUCCUGAAGAUCUACAAAAGGAGAUUCUGUCACGGUUGCCUCUGCAAUCCUUGGCUGUAUGCAACUGCGUCUCAAAGCAAUGGAGAUCUUUAAUCCGCUCCAACGAAUUCAGAGCUCUUCACUGUAGCCGCCGAUCGAUGCUAGACGAUAAGGACCUAGUGAUAUUACUAUUCUUCGAUCCGCUUCGACCAAGAAAAAAAUGGAAGAAAAUGGAAGGUGGCGCUGAGGAUCUGAGUGUUGAGAUUGUUGGUCUAUUGGAAACGGCUUAUGAGAGGCGUGAGCCGAUGACCAAAAUCCGUAAACAGCUUGAAAGAAUGUCAGAGACUUUGGCCGAAGCUGUGCCUCACUCAAAAUAUGCGGAGGCCAUUGUGAAAGGAAUGCUUCUUGCUGUUCAAAGACGUGCAAACCUAAACGUGCUCCUUAGCAUCCAAGAAACCAUCAAUCAGGUUUUUGAUACAUAUGGUCCUAUCCUUAUUCAAUAUGCCACCAGCAAAACUACCCAAAUCCAAAUCAUAGAGUCUGUGGAGAAGAUAUGUCUUGAACCUCAGUCACCAUUUUUCCCCGUUUUUGGUGAUAUAAUCCAGACCUUGUCACGCCAUUGUGUAAACGUGGAAGCCAUUGUUGAUUGGGAAAAGCGUAGGAAAGAAGCAAGAGAGAGAGGAACUCUGUCUCCACAAGAGAUGAAUCUUCUGAGGAAUAUGGAAAAUACCCAAAGUGGUCCUACCGGUGGCAUCCUUGAAGGAUUUGAGAUUGGAAAAGGAAGCCAGGACGCUCGAGACAUGGGCCUCUAAGUCCAUUCACGACUCUAUCUAUCCCCUAUGAAUAUGAUCACCUAUACUUCUUUCUAUUUUAUCUAUUCACGACUCUCGGUUUGUUUGACUACAAUCAAACAAGGUAUAUAAGAAAAUAAGUUUGAUUGA